This is a messenger RNA of Triticum urartu, 2945 nucleotides long. The record is from RefSeq and is a predicted model, not a curated record. NCBI's taxonomy places the organism in Eukaryota, Viridiplantae, Streptophyta, Magnoliopsida, Poales, Poaceae.
UUUAUUAGGGGCGCUACCAGUAACGCUCGACCUUAAAUGUACCUUAAAACCCUGCAUUACUGAGGGCAGGAGGGGGCCGGCGAACUCUAUAUAAGCCACCCCCCUCCUCAGUAUGAAGGGUUCGCAUCCCUGUAAUUCACACGCGCAUAAUUCAGUCGACCGCCUCCGGGCUCCGAGACGUAGGGCUAUUACUUCUUCUGAGAAGGGCCCGAACUCGUAAACCUUGCGUGCUUACAACUUCUCCAUAGCUGAGAUCUUGCCUCUCCAUACUUACCCCCCUACAUCACUGUCCGAGUUAGAACCACGACACGGGCUGUUAGGUAUUCCUGGAUGCCUCAAGGAGAGCGCACCACGAUGCUAAGUAACAAUGCUGUUGUCCAGCCCUUCCCUAAAUAUGAUAUAUUCAGCUCUAUAGUUGUAAGAGACGCUUAUUCUUAAUGCUUAUUUUAAUAUCAUAAUAGCAAUUAACAUGUGUCGACCUGCUGUACUAUCUACUACCGUUGACUAUCCCGGAUUCCUCAUACGGGCUACCUGUAGUAAACCGUAUGAGAAGGAGGGUUAUCAUACUGGAUCCAUCACGAGACGUCGGGCAAGUUGGAGAGAGCACUCAUAACAAAGAGAUGAUGAAGGAAAUCACAUUGAUGAAGCAAGAAUUCAACGAUGUGUUGCAGGCUAGGAUCCUGGGUUGGAAUACCCCACUCAUGGAUUGGCGACAAGAUAGCAUGUCUUCUAAUGCUUGCCGGAGAUGGCCCACCCGCUUGUUUGUUUGUGUAGCAUGACCUAGAUGAAUACUACCUACUGCUCAGGAGCCAACUGACGGUCCAGAUGCUGAUGGUGAAAGACAAUAAAGCAGCGGGAAACAUCCCACAAGAAAUCAGGGUGGCCUUGAGGGUUUUAAGCAACUGAAGAUGGAUCGAUGCAUGCAGAAACGACAAUAAAAAAUUCCUAUACAUCAGCUAUUUAGGGCUGGAAACAAUAAUUAUCUAUGUUUUUAUUCAAAUAAUUAUAUAAUAUUUUAUCUUCUAUGUACGUACAUUUGAAAACUCUAUUGUGUUUUUGUAUUAUUAAGGUUUCGUACGCUACCAUAUUGUUGGAUUAUGGAUUGAUUUUGUUGCAACGUUGUCAGUAGUUUUAUUGUUUUUUGUUUGUCUAUCAUGAACGAUCAUUUAGCCCCAGAUGAUAAGUGGUAGGACGCAUUUUGGUUACGGCUUGCGAUGCAAGAUGAUAUGAAUUUUCCAUGGUACCGUCCUUAUAAAAUUCAAAUAAUUAUAAUGCAAAGAAUGGUCAGAGACAUCCAACAGCAGCCACAAGCACGUUCAAACAGCCCUAAGUUUCAGUAUAUUUUUUAGAACGUACCAACCCUUUAACAAUGUAGUCGUUGCUCGUUGCUUACACAAGGUUUAUAAUGCCCACACGGAGCCCAACGCUUGAAUUAAGGAGGGGGAAAGAUAAAAUUUGGCGUCUGUUCCAGGGGUGGAAGGAGCGGGUUCUGUCAAAGAUGGGAAAGGAAAUACUUGUGAAAGCAUGUGCCCAGGCAAUUCCCACCUUUGCUAUGAGCUGUUUCGAUCUGACAGAGGGGUUUCGUGAGCAGCUGAACACAAUGAUCAGCAGGUUCGAGUGGGCGCAACAACAAAAUGAAGCAAAGAUUAAUUGGUUGUGCUGGGAUAAGUUGACCCGGGCUAAACAAUAGGGAGGUCUGGGGUAUAAAGAUUUACAUCUUUUUAAUCUAUCUAUGCUCGCUAAGCAGGGAUGGCGACUGCUAACUGACCACGAUACUCUGUGUGCGAAGGUUCUGACCAAGUAAACAAAUUUAAUUGGAUGACAAUCUGGAAGAGUGAAUGCCCUGGUAAAGUAAAACAAUUCCUAUGGAGGUUGGCACAUAAUAGUCUCCCACAUCGCUGGAGAAUCGAACGAAGAGGUAUGGAAAUUGACACACUCUGCCCAAUGUGUGGGCGACUGAAUGAGGAUGGAGCUCAUUUGUUUCUCAAGUGUAAGUUUGCCAAAUCAUUGUGGCGAGAGAUGCAGUUGAAUGAGGAAAGAGAACGCUUGCUGGCUUGUGAUGGUCCGAAAGAGAUGAUCUAUAACAUCCUAAAGCUCCCUGAAGAAAAGAAACUGAAAUGUGUAAUGAUGCUGUGGGCAUGGUGGGAUGUUAGAAAUAAGGAGAUUGCUGGUGAGCCUUCAUGGAAUCCUAGCUAUGUGGCAAGGAGGGUGAAUGUUUUGGUUGAGGAUUGGCUGAGGCACGGACUGAAUGCCCAACUUGGGAGCCAAGACAAAACUGAAUGCAGUGUACACUUGGGUCAGGAAGUUCUUCAGAUAAAUGUGGAUGGAAGCAUGAGGGAGAACCCUUCCCGAGGCGGCUGGGGAUUUAUAAUCAAAGAUGCUAAGGGCCAGCCAGUGGGAGCCGUAGCGGGUCACAUGCAGCACAUCAGCGAUCCUCUCCAAGCGGAGGCGACAACAUGUCUACAGGGUCUGUAUGCAGCUGAGAGUUGGGGUAUGAUGAGAGUGCAAGUGCAGACAGAUUCACUGAACUUGGUCCAGGCUCUCAACACUAGGGACCUUGACCUUGCAGCCAAUGGAGUGCUGUUCAAAGAAAUCAGAUGCUUUGCUAGCUUAAACUUUAACCAAGUGGUAUUUUCCUUUUGCCCCAGGGCGUGUAAUAAAGUAGCAGAUGCGUUAGCAUCAUUUGGUGCAGAAUCGGAUCUUAUAGCCACAGUCAUGUGGCCGGAUCAAGCACCUGAGUUUGUGCACGGUCUUGUAGCCAGCGACUGUGCUGAGCUGUUUGGUUAAUGGAAACUUUGAUUUCCGUCUAAAAAAAGGAGGGGGAAGAUUUACUAGAGGAAAGGCAUCGGGGCCCACAGUUGAAAUCAGGAGGAGAUUUAUUAGGGAAAGAAAUAGUGCCCCACCGGUUAAAUCAGGGGGGUGCAGAUUUAUUUAGAGGGGGACAC